UUCUCGUUCACCGAGCAUAGUGUAGGCCUACAUGUUGGCAUAGGCCUAACAUCUUAUCUUAUGAAAUGAAAUUCGAAGGGCACAGGAAAAAUUUUGCGUUGGAAGAUUUAGAAUCAAUAAACAUGUCCGAUUCCUUACACAAUACAUGAGCAGGGUCACCAUUCAAGUGUGAACAGGACACAAUUAGAUCAGGAUAAGAGAAACAAUAAAAAAUUGAAAAGCAGAAUUUGACAACCGGAACACGAUAAGUAUUAGAAGGAAGGAAUACUACAAACAAAAAACAGCAGCAAGAAAACAAUCACAGCCGACAAUACGGUAACUUCCAACGAUCAUCAGGACGCAGCGCAUGGUUAGAACUUGGUGAUCACAACUUGUCUAAUGUAAAGGCCUACAUCAUUUCUUAGUCCUGUUUGCGAUUCAAGAUACAGCAAAUAGAAGCAUUUAAGCUGUCGCAAGCCAUUUCGAGUCAGAGACGACAUGCGUACGACACAUAUCCCGUCGACAAGUGGUAAGAAGACACAGAAAUCGAAAAGCGAGACGUUGACGCAUUAGGCAAAAGAAGCAACCCAGAUAAUUACUGAGUCAACAACACGAAUCCGUUGUUAUUCCCACACUCUCCAUUAUGCAGCAGAGACCAUGGAAAUCCAAUCGAAGAGCUAAGUAUGUUUUCAAUUUGCGUGUGGAUUAAAUUGGAGAAUACUUUUGAUUUUCAAACAUGUUCAAAAAGUUGACGGAGAGUAAAACGAAUGCGGCCGCAACCAUGCCGGCGAAGUUACCGUCCGUUUCUAGUAGCGCGGUUCGGUUCAAGUUGGAUACGGGUACCUAUGAAACGGAGCGCGUACUUGGUGAAGGUACCUUUGGUCGAGUUGAAUUGGUAACAGAAAAAGAAAGCGGUACAAAGUUAGCGUUGAAAUAUAUUUUAAAAUCUAAAACAAAUUUUAAAGACUUUCAGCGGGAGUUUCGAAUGAGUUAUUUUCUAUGUGGUCAUGCACACGUAGUUUGUACUUUUGAAGCUGCCUUCGAGACUCCAGAAGCGUACGUUUUUGCUCAGGAAUACGCGCCAGUCGGAGAUCUCUUUGACGCCAUACCGCCUCAUAAAGGUCUUUUGGAAAGCAGGGCGAAAUCUUGUCUACCACAAAUUGCUUCGGCUAUUUCAUUUCUUCACGGGCAAAACAUGGUGCAUCGUGAUAUCAAACCAGAGAAUGUUCUUGUGUUUGAUGAGUCGUUAACAAUGGUGAAAUUAACUGAUUUUGGAAUGACUAGAAAAAAGGGUUCUCACGUCAGAAAGACAGCUCAUAGUAUUCCCUAUACACCACCAGAAAUAUGCAAGGCUGUAAAACACGAGGGUUAUUCGGUUGAGUUGGGCCAGGAUGUCUGGUCAUUUGCAGUGCUAGUUUUUUGUACUCUGACUGGUAGCUUUCCUUGGGAGAAAGCUGACCAAACCGAUCAAUAUUUUUCUGAUUUUUCUAAAUGGGUGAAGAGACGGUCGCACGUUCUGCCACAAGACUGGAGAAUGUUCACCCCGAGGUUGUUGAAGUUCUACCGUAAAGCUUUAGAUUUGAAGACAUCACGAAGGUGUGCCAUUACAGACUUCUUCAAGUAUGUGGAGGAUGAUUGGAUAACGCCGAGCAAACGAAAUCGAUCAACAGACGAGGACGCUGGAAAUCGCGAAGCCAUGGAAGACCUACGGCGUAAAUUGCGAUCUCAUGGUGUGGUGACGGAAACAAAUAAAGAAAACAGAAAACAAAGGACUAUAGAUUGGGUCGAACAGUGUCAAGUGACGUCACCAGUAACCUCCGAUGAAUCAAAAAACAGCAAUGUUCUAAAGGAUUCUGAUGAAAAAAAUACAAAUGACGUUGAAAAUGGCAUUGAUUAACUAGGCCUACUAUUAAGAGUUUGUACUGAACAAGCUUGGGAUGACAAUAGAUAAUACAGGCCCGUAGCGUGGGUGGCGGGGGGUGUUAAGGGGGUUACGACGAACAGCCCAAAAACUGGAGAAGGUCCUCAUUAAAAAACGAAAACUUGAUAUUCGUAGAUAUAUUUACAAUGUUCUCCAGAGUAUCGGAGAUCAUACAAGCCAAAGGGUCCACUUUCCACUGAAACGAACCUCCCGCAUAUAAGUCACGCUACGGGUCUGUAAUAUUAAAGUAGGCAGAUAAAUGAUCGUCUUUCAAACAUGGAUGACUUUUUAAGUGUGAAAAUGUAAAACAAAGGAUAGAGUUGAGUUGUAAACCAAUAAUUUUUUUAAAGUCAAUUAAAAUAGGAACAAAUAAUAAUAAUAUAGAGAAAUUUUGAAAUGUUCUUUAAUAGAGAUUUUGUACAAAAUGAAUAUCAAAAUGAAGUACUGUAUUGUAUAUAAAGAGUAUAUGAUAUGACGCAGGACUACGUAAGGACUUAUUAGUUUUCUUAGCGAAAUCUUAUCGCUCACGUGAAUGAAUUUGAUAUAGGCCUAGGUCUACAGUACGAACAAAAUGAUUGCUGGAUUAUUAUGAAAAGAAUCGUCUUCGAGUUAAUAAUUUUGUUUUAUUUAAGAACAAAGAUAAUAAGUGCUCAGAAAAUAUGAUUACGACCAUUACGUUAUUUCGACCAGGUUUGUAUCAACCCUGCAUCCACCAGUCGCGUGAUUUUUCUUCGCCUGUCUUCACUUGAGGUUAGCAUCUUAGGAUGCACCCGACAUUUCCCAACAUAAUUUGCCAUCUGGGCUUUAGGGCCUACACAUUGCUUGUUGACGUUGACGAAUUUUUGUAAACGAUACAAGUAGUUCUCUAACAUUAAAAGACUUAAUAAAGUAUCUUAUAGGCCUAUACUUGAUUUACAACGCCACGUUGAUUAUUAAUAUAAUGUUACGUCGAUUCGACGCGUUACGUUGAUUGCCACGUUACGCUGGCUACCACAUUGCGUUGAAUAUAUCUAUUAUUACAUUACGUUGAAUUUCAAGUUGGACUGUAGUCUAUUUCUCGUUGUUAUUUUACGAUUAAAGUUAUGCUCAUACAGGAAUAGUGUUCUUAUAUAACCAACGUGGUUUUCAAUUCGAUGAGGAUCAGUAGGGGCCUAUUUAUUAAAUUAUACUACUAAUGUCGCAUUUAUGUUAAUUUUGAUUUUUAUUCAAAUAAACCUUCACUUAAUAAUAUGGAAGUGGUUUAACGCAGUGGAAUCCUUAAGUUCGGAGUUCAAUCGUUCGCUGUGCCCUUGGGCAAAGCAUACUUUACAGCACGAUAGCGCAAUUCGAGCGCUAUUUAUCUGCAUUGCUUCUCUCCAGGAUUAUAAAUUGGUGCAUGGUGGGGUUGACUGUUCCUGCGUUCCAGCAGCAACAUUAAGCAUGAGGACUCACUGACCUGGCAAAAUGGCGCUUUGUAUUUGAAAAUAAUUAAAUAAAUAGAUAAAAAUAUUAGUAGUUGAUCAACACUUUCAUGAGAUAACAUCUGUUCACAAUGAUAUUGUUUGCGAAUUGAUCAUCAUACUCUGAAUCUAGGGUUUCAUAUUCCAAUAAAUACGGUGGACCAUAUGGCGGCAAAUGUAAUUAUAAUUACAUUGCAUGUCAGUGAUGAAGAUACGAAUAUCUGUAUUACUUCUCAUACUUCCUAUUCCAAAAUAAAAGGCUUAAAAGCCAGGGCCCCGUCGGGGAGAGUUUCCCCCCCCCCCCCCCCCCUCCCUUC
This is a messenger RNA of Anneissia japonica, 3656 nucleotides long. Its product is annotated as serine/threonine-protein kinase SBK1-like. Gene Ontology annotation, molecular function: ATP binding; protein serine/threonine kinase activity. The transcript is spliced from 3 exons. The record is from RefSeq and is a predicted model, not a curated record. Gene Ontology annotation, biological process: peptidyl-threonine phosphorylation; peptidyl-serine phosphorylation. Lineage: Eukaryota; Metazoa; Echinodermata; Crinoidea; Comatulida; Comatulidae. Bases 716 to 1876 code for a protein of 386 amino acids.